This is a messenger RNA of Nylanderia fulva, 3679 nucleotides long. Lineage: Eukaryota; Metazoa; Arthropoda; Insecta; Hymenoptera; Formicidae. The record is from RefSeq and is a predicted model, not a curated record.
GCUACGUGCGCGGUGGUGGUGGCAGUCGUUCGCCGACCGUGACGUGGAACGUCUGUGUGUGCGCGCGUUGCGGAUGCCUGGUGAAUGCACGGUGCAUGCAGGUGACUAGUGAGCAGCAGUUGCAGUUUGCAGAGCAGACGGACGGUGGUAUCCGCGUGGUAAGGGAUAAGAGAACAAGUGUCCGCGUGAGCGACACGGAGCAAAGCGAAAGAUGGCGGCAGCGCAUCGGAAAGUGCUAAGGUGGUGAUGCGCGAGUAUCUUCAUCGUCGUCGUCGUCGUUGACCUCGUACCUCGUCACCGUCGUCGUCCUGAUCGCGAUUACCUCCGAUCGUCUCGCUCGUUGAGCGGAGCUCGGCCAAAUGAUAUGGGAAUUUGCAGCAGAAGGCACUUUCUAUUGACGAUAUGCAGCCUGCAACUGAUUACCACCAUAGAACGUCAAGUCUUCGACUUUCUGGGGUUUAUGUGGGCCCCGAUACUGGUCAACUUCUUCAACAUUAUAUUUGUAAUUCUAGGAUUUUUUGGGGCCUUUCAAUAUAGACCUAAAUAUAUUAUAUCGUAUUGUAUAUGGAAUGCAUUAUGGCUAGGAUGGAAUGUAUUUAUAAUAUGCUUCUACCUCAGUGUAGGGAUAUUGGACAAAAAUAGCGACAUUCUCAACCUAGGCACUGGGAGUUUCUCUUGGUGGCAUGUAAAUGGGCCAGGAUGCAAAGCUGUUUACGAUGUUACAGAACCAGAGCUCUUUAGACCUGCACGUCCCACUAAUGUAACAGAUUGCGUGCUGGACUAUGAAGUGAUAGAAAUUUUACAUGCUGCAACACAAUGUAUUUUAGGUUUUAUGGCGAUUGUUGGUGGAAUCUGUCUCAGUAAAGUGUUCCUUGAAGAAGAUGAUAGCUUUGACUUUGUCGGAGGCGAUGACUUUGGGCUGGCAGGCCACACGCCGUUGCAUCCUAUGUACGUUAGCUACUCGGCUCUUCCACCACCCGCAUAUUCCCACAAAAAUUCCGCACAAAAUCAUUACUCGACCGGCACAACUAGCUCUCAACACUCCGCCUAUCGCGAAUCGAGCUUCCCGAAACACGGCGGCGAGAAGCUGCUGGGUUCCUCCGCGCGCGGCAAAAGCAGCUUCGUCAGGAACGACACGGUUCGCAGCAACAGCAGUCGCUCGUCAAGUCGCGAUUUUCAGAACCCGGAUUUCUCGGUAGAUUAUUCGAAUCCGUUGGACCACCUGCAGCGGCCCGUGUCCCCCGUGUACGACGAGUACGACGAGACCCUGGACAGCGCCGCUAAGCUGCGAUAUCAGAAAAAUAAGCUCUACUAUCCUCAGUCCGUCAAGUACAGUCCGGUCGCGCGUAUCAGGUCGUCUCGUCCGAUCGCGACGAAGCAAGCCAGAAAUCCGGUCGUCAAAUCACGACGGGUCUUCAUCGAUCACGUGCGCGAUCAACCUCUGAGAUCCUUUUACUCCGAUCCGAGAUUGGCCGUUGAUCAGGAUCGAGCGUCGAGCGAGCUCGACAAAUCGUCGUCUCGGUCGAAACGAGACAGCAGACCCGUGUCUCUGUACGCGAUACGAACUAAGCGGAAGAAGAAGCAACCGCGGCCGCUGUACAGCAUCGAAUACUCGCAGCCGGAGCCGCCGGAGCCCCAGGACGACAGCAGCGUGUCGCCGAAGCCGAUGACACCUCGUCGGGUGAAGCGACGUUCCGUGAUUUCGCGGGACGGCACUCGACGUUCCGGCACGCGACGCAGCUCGGUACGUCAGUCACGUCGCAAGAACCCGGUGAACCGCAUCAUGGACCACCAGGAGAACCUGUACGCCAAUACCGGCAUCGGCAUCGGCACCCUGACGAAUCAGAACGUGAGCACGCUGUCGCAGGGUGAUCGUCCGCUCAACUACGACCGGAUCACCAUCGGCGGCUGGGACCGGGAACGGAACAACCCCGUUGACCGGAACUGGCAGCCGGAAGCGGUCAACAUGGCGGUGUCGUCGCCGAAUCUGUGGCCACCGCCGCCGCCACCGUCGAACCAGGACUCCUCCAUCAACUUCUCGAACGCGUCGUCCGGUUUCCCGCCUGGCCAGAGUCCACCAGCCAGUGCUUGGGACCAGCAGCAGGCGACCACCAGCUCCACUCGGAACCUCACCGACAAUUGGCAGACCACUUCCGGUGAACUCAGUGCCAUGCAGUGGCAAGGACAGAGUAAUCCCACGUUCCAGCAGACCAGCACGCAGAGUCUGAACGGCGAGGAUAUGGAGGACCUCUACAGCAAUCGGCCAGCCAGUGCUAGGUCCAGCUACAGUAACUACCACGGUGUCAGGGCGACGCCGCAAGUGCCGAAUCGCACCGACAUUGUCAGGCAGAGUCAGCGACAGUUCGUCCUCAGCGGACCACCUGCUUAUCAGGACACGGUAAUCUGAUGAUGUAGUUAUGAUAUAGCAUAGCAAUCUAUGGCUCUUAUUGGAGACCAAAUGAUAGGUUGGGCCUUAUAGAACCAUUUGCUAUUUAACCAAUUUUAUUUAAUCGGUAAGUAAUGUCGUAGAUCUUAGAGAUAAAAUGAGUGAUAAUGUCACCUCAGAUAGGGACAUCUUAAUGAGAAAAAGUACUAUUUUUGAUAGUGCUAGUCGCGCAUGCGACGAGUUCGAUUCAGCAAAAAAAUAUUAUAAAUAUAAAAUUCAAAGAAGCUGCAAUUUUUAUACAAUGUGCGUUACUUUAAUCUUUUUGUUGGAGUCUUCAGGAUGUAAUAAUUUCAUUCGUAUUAACUAUAUAUUAUUUUGAUAAUCGUAGUUGAUCCGUGAAAAAAUUGCGGACGGUUUUACUUUAUUAUAAAAGAUUAUUAUAAUAAAAAUGGGCAAACAUUGUAAUUUUGCCUGUUUCAGAGCUUUACUUGAUGCAGGAUCGAUGCGACAGAUCUCUACUAACGUUGCAUCGCGUUACACUGCAAAAAAUGACGUCUACAAGAGACGUCAACUUUAUUUAAGUCUUGACGAGCCACAAUUUGCGCUCUUUCUUUCUUUCUUUCUGUCUCUUUCUUUCUCUCUCAUUUAAAUUAUUUUGCAAUAUUAUAUUUAAUUAUGUCGACCAUAAAUUCUAUGUGACAUGAUGAAACCAUUUUCAAAACGACGUAAUUGUUAAAAAGAGUUGUUGAUUCGAUGUUUACAGAAAUUCUGCAACAUAAAUUAAAUAUUUAUGCCAUUUGAUAAAAUAUAUGAUUCGCAUGAAGGAUGUCCCUUCACUUUUAGGAUAAAUUUACCUGACUGACGUAUAUGUGAAAUUAAUGUAAUUAAGAUCUGAAUAUCUCACGCACAGAUCACACAGAGUUCUAAUAGCCUUAAAAUUUUACGCGUCUUUUUCAUAUUCUUUUUCAUUGUUCAACUUUCAUAAAAACUCUUUCCAUUCUCAUCCUAUUUAUAUUAUAGAAUUAAUGAUUUUCUUAUUUUAUCGUGUAAAAUCAAAAAAAUCAUCGCACAUACAUCUGUACAUAUAGAUUUAUAAUCAUUCAUCAAAACAUAUUUUCGACAACAUAACAACAUAGAAGACAAUCAAUUUCAUUUAUCAUUUUUUCUAAGUAAGUAUCAUCAGCGGUUUAUGCUAUUUUUGGCUUGAUAUUAGACAAUGCCUACUUUUUUUAGAGUUACGAUAUUUAUUAAUCGCAAUUUUUUAAAAUUUCUAUACAAUUUACAUAUAUACAA